Messenger RNA from Cetraspora pellucida, 1581 nucleotides. Lineage: Eukaryota; Fungi; Glomeromycota; Glomeromycetes; Diversisporales; Gigasporaceae. The record is from the annotation of a GenBank genome assembly.
AUGUCUGAAAGUACUUCUAAAAACGAAAAGGCUGUUACUAUAACUCAAGAAGGCGAAGUACAUGAUAAGUUGUCUUUAGACAACAAAAAAAUUCCUCCUCCUGUUACUAGUAACGUUUCGAUCGACUCUAAAAAGGCUUUUCCUACUUCUGGUCGAUUUAUUCAAAUUAUUGAUAUUUCUAAAGCUUUGAAUAAUCAAAAUAAUGUUCAGAAUGUUGAAUUAUCUCCAAAAGUUACACAUUUACUGGAUGCAACAAUCGAAGAUCCUUUUACUCUAGAGACUUUUGAAACACUUAUACAACAGCAUGCUGAAAAAGAUAAAGAUUUUAUUUUGGCUAGAGUAACCACUGCUGAUCCAUCGGAUAAUUCAAAGAUAUAUAAUUCUUAUUAUUCAGGUCAUCAAAUUAAUAAAGUAUUGUUUAGAACUCAACCUGAACAAGGGUUAUUACAUAGGAUGAAAGCGAAAAAUCCUUUAAAUAAUAUGAAUAUCAUUGGUGAUGUAUAUUAUUAUGUCGUUAAAGCUGAAACUGUUAAACCAAUUCAAUCUUCAAUCCCUCCUUUCGGUGUACAAAACAAAACCUCUCUCCUCAAAAAUGGUGGUUUAAUGACUGAAAUACAUGCUACUUCUGCUCUUGAUACGAACGAAGGAGAUUAUUUAAUUAAUAUUGAUCCUGAUAAAAUAAUAUACAGAGAUGAUGGUUUAAAUUCUUCUCCUCCUUCAAUAUGGCAAGGUGAUCGUGCUGUUAAUGAUUCAAAAGAUUCUAUUAUCAUUAAAACUGAGGAACGUCGACGGUCUGCAAAUGAUUUGAUAAAACUUCCUCCAAAACUUUUUCAUCCUGAUAAUUUUCAUUUCAAAAAACAUUCUUCUAAUAAUAGUUUAUCAUCUAGUCAAAAUACUGUUCCAAUUAUGCAACCUCAAUUUCCUAUUACUACUUCAUCUCAUCUCAAUGAUGUAACCACUGUUUCUUCUUCUACCUUUGAAAUUUUCAAAAUACCAAAUUCGACCUAUAAAUUUGAGCACACAAAAUAUAAUGUACCAUAUAAUUUUUACAAUCAAAAUCUUGAUUCAAUAUCUCCUUCUAAUUCAAUUAAUCUUAAUGAGAAAGGAAAUCUUAAUCAAGUUUAUUAUUAUCAAGCUAUUUUUUAUGCAAUUGAUGAUGAUUUCUUGAUGAAAUCUUCGGUUCGACAAUAUUUCAAACUUAAUGCUUUAGAUCCAUCUGAUACUCAAUUAUUUAUUAUCAACACUUCUCAAAAUGCUCAUGCAACAGGUGCCCUAAAUUCUACUCCUCCUAGUACACAAUUAGAACGAAUAAUUGCAAAUAAUGGAACUUUUAUUGAUGAUAGUACUACAAAUAGUAGAAAUGGUUCACAUACUGGUGGUUCAAGAUGGGCAAGACAAUUACGGAGUAUUCGUUCAAAUAAGGGUUUAAAAUGGUUGGUGUUAAUGUAUAUGGUAUUUGGUUUUUUAUUAAUAAGGUUCGUGGUCAGUGAGGCGUAUGCAUAUCUUAUGGCUUUCUUGUUAAUGUUAUGUUUGUUCCUCGUCUUUUGCGUUGGGAGUGGGAUUGGUAUCUGGGGAAGAUAA